Messenger RNA from Histoplasma capsulatum G186AR, 3682 nucleotides. RefSeq names its product DNA damage-binding protein 1a. The transcript has 5 exons. Gene Ontology annotation, molecular function: nucleic acid binding; protein binding. The record is from RefSeq and is a predicted model, not a curated record. NCBI's taxonomy places the organism in Eukaryota, Fungi, Ascomycota, Eurotiomycetes, Onygenales, Ajellomycetaceae. Gene Ontology annotation, biological process: DNA repair; proteasome-mediated ubiquitin-dependent protein catabolic process. Bases 1 to 3606 code for a protein of 1201 amino acids. Gene Ontology annotation, cellular component: nucleus; site of double-strand break.
AUGGCGUACGUGGUGCCUAUUCACCAUGCAAGCAGCAUCCGCCAUGCCAUAAAACUCCAGUUCUUGGAGCCAGAAAAAGACUGUUUAGUUGUUGCGAAAUCCAACCGCCUCGAAUUCUACUCCCAAACCCCCGAUGGCUUCUCUCUCGAAUACUCAAAGGCCAUAUACGGCAAAGUGACUAUGCUUGCAAAGCUCUCACGGCCUCCGCUACCUUCGAAACCACCCCCGCAACCACAGUCCCUGGAUCACCAGCUACCCCUACAACCGGCCCCCUUCCGUCCCCAAACCGAUAUCCUCUUCAUAGGCACGGACAGGGCCUCCUAUUUCACCGUCUCCUGGGACCAGAAGACAAAAAAUCUCCGCACAGAGCGUAAAUACGUUGACCUCGCCGACCCCUCGGCCCGCGCGUCCCAACUGGGCGACCGCUGCCUCAUCGAUCCCUCCGGUAGAUUUCUCACACUAGAGUUAUACGAAGGCAUCGUCACAGUUAUACCCAUCGGUCAGCCACUGCGAUCACGAGGGUCUGGGCGGAGGUUGGGGAAACGCGCUGCUAACGCCAGUGCAAGCGCCGCAUACGCAAAUCAGGAUGCAGCAGCAGGGGCUGCGGCGGCGGACCUAGAGCUAGGCGAGCCGUGUCAGGCGCGCGUUGAGGAAUUGUUGGUGCGGUCCUCGACGUUUUUACAUACGCAGGCUGAUACGCUACCGAGGAUGGCGCUUUUAUAUGAAGAUACGAUGGGGAAGGUGCGGUUGAAGGUUAGGGAGCUGGAGGUUAUGCAUGGGGGAAUGGGGAUGGGGGGUGGGACGGGCAGUGGGGGCGGGAUUGGGGCCGAUGGGGGAAUUGUGGCAGUGUUGAAGGGGUUGGAUUUGUUGAAGGAGGAGUUGGAAAUGGGGGCUAGCUUUUUGGUGCCGGUGCCGGCGCCCUUGGGAGGCCUCCUCGUCCUUGGCGAAACCUCAAUCCGAUAUCUGGACGACGCAAGUAACGAAUGUAUCUCACAACCACUCAAAGAAGCCACCAUCUUCGUUGCCUGGGAGCAGGUCGAUGGUCAGCGAUGGUUGCUGGCAGACGACUAUGGCCGGCUAUUCUUCCUCAUGCUUGUUCUAGACACCGACAACGCCGUGCAGAGCUGGAAGCUCGAUCUUCUGGGUGAUAUCCCGCGUGCGUCUGUCUUAGUUUACAUGGGUGGUGGAAUCACGUUUAUUGGCUCCCAUCAGGGGGAUUCUGAACUUAUCCGCAUCACUGAGGGAUCGUUUGAGGUCAUACAGACUUUCGCGAAUAUUGCCCCGAUACUUGAUUUUACCAUUAUGGAUCUAGGCGGGAGGGCCAUAGGAGAGAGUCAAACACAUGAAUUUUCGUCGGGCCAGGCACGGAUUGUUACGGGUUCCGGUGCAUUUAAUGAUGGAAGUCUGAGAAGCGUGAGAAGCGGCGUUGGAAUGGAGGAGGUGGGCGUGUUAGGGGCUAUGAAACAUAUUACGGACCUCUGGGCGUUGCGGGUAGCUUGUCCCCAAGAAUUUUCAGAUACCUUGUUGGUUUCAUUUGUGGAUGAGACGCGGGUAUUCUAUUUCACGCCGGAUGGGGAAGUAGAGGAGAAAGAGGAGUUUAUGGGGCUGGGACUUGCGGAAAGUACGCUGCUCGCGGCGAAUCUGCCACAUGGCCGGAUUUUACAAGUCACGGAAUGGAAUGUCCGCGUUGCGGAGCUAGAUGGUGGAAUGGUGAUUUGGGAGUGGUCGCCGGAACAGACGAAAGCGAUCACGGCAGCUUCGUCGAAUGACGAUCAUCUCGUGUUGAUGGUUGGAGGCCAGGUUCUUAUGAUUUUCGAUAUUAGUGGCGAUAUCAACAUUACUGGGGAGAAGGAUUUUGGCGUCGAUACCCAGGUUUCUGGUGUUACCGUCACGACGUCCCCGGCCCGCGCCUGUAUUCUUUGCCUUCCACAGACGGCUGAAGUUGUCGUCAUGAGCCUACCAGACCUUGCCAUCCGCCGUAGUACAUCGCUAGGAGAACCUGGAGAUGCAGUUCCACGCUCUGUGCUGGUCGCAGAGGUGCUCCCCAAUAAUCCUGCAACUCUGUUUGUCUCCAUGGCCGACGGAAGCGUAUUUUCCUUCUCGUUCAAUUCGGAAGAUUUCUCCCUGACAAGCAUGAGCAAAUUGACUUUAGGCUCUGAGCAGCCUUCAUUUAAGAAACUCCCCCGAGGAGACGGUUUGUAUAACGUCUUCGCUACCUGCGAGCAGCCAAGCCUAAUAUACGCGGUAGAGGGCCGUAUCGUCUAUUCCGCCGUCAACUCUGAUCAGGCCUCGCGCAUCUGCCACUUCAACUCUGAAGCAUACCCGGGAUCCAUUGCGCUAGCCACCCCGUCAGAAUUGAAAAUCACCCUCGUGGAUGCUGAACGGACCACGCAGAUCCAGACACUAGAGGUUGGCGAGACAGUGCGAAGGGUCGCGUAUUCAGCACCUGAAAGGGCGUUUGGAAUAGGCACUAUUAAACGGACGCUUGAAGAUGGGGCGGAGGUCAUUGCGAGUCGGUUCAUGUUGGCUGAUGAGAUCAUGUUUCGCGAAUUAGAUAUUUAUGAUCUGAAUAAGGAUGAGCUUGUGGAGAGCGUCAUUCGCGCGCAGUUCCCGGAUGGAAUCGACAGUGAAGGCAAUGACUUAUUUAAGGACUUGUUUGUCGUGGGCACGUCGUAUCUUGAUGAUUUUGGUGAGGGCUCAAUACGCGGGAGGAUAUUAGCAUUCGAAGUGACGGCCAACAGGCAACUGGCGAAGGUAGCGGAGAUGCCUGUUAAGGGAGCGUGUAGGGCGCUGGCUAUUGUGCAGGAUAAAAUAGUUGCUGCUCUGAUGAAAACGGUUGUUGUCUACACGCUCUCCAAAGGCCAAUUCGCCGACUAUACUCUCUCCAAAACCGCCAGCUACCGCACCUCCACUGCUCCUGUCGACAUCGCUGUGACAGGCAACUUGAUCGCCGUCGCCGAUCUCAUGAAAAGCGUUUCCAUCGUCGAAUAUCAACAAGGCGCCAACGGCCUGCCCGACAGCCUGACAGAAGUCGCCCGCCAUUUCCAAACCCUCUGGAGCACUGCUGUCGCCCCUGUGGCCGAAGAUACGUGGCUUGAAAGCGACGCUGAGGGAAAUCUUGUCAUGCUUCAUCGGAAUGUCAAUGGGGUGACGGACGAUGAUAGACGAAGGUUAGAGGUUACGAGCGAGAUUUCACUUGGGGAGAUGGUAAAUCGGAUACGGCCGGUGAAUAUUCAGGGAUCACAGGGGGCGGAGGCGGCAAUUUCGCCGAGAGCGUUCUUAGGGACGGUCGAAGGCUCCAUCUACCUCUUCGGGAUCAUUAACCCUACCUACCAAGAUUUGCUCAUGCGCUUGCAAUCCGCAAUGGCUGGUAUGGUUGUGACACCUGGCGGGAUGCCAUUCAACAAGUUCCGCGCCUUCAGGAAUACCAUACGUCAGGCGGAGGAGCCGUAUCGGUUCGUUGACGGAGAGCUCAUUGAGCGGUUUUUGGGCUGUAGUGUGGAAUUACAAGAGGAAAUCGUCGGGAAGGUCAUUGCGGAUGGGGUUGCGGGGGUCACUGUUGAGAGUGCUAAGGGGCUUGUGGAAGAACUGAGAAGAAUGCAUUAGGACGAAUGCACUUCGCUUGUCGCGUGUUGUGGAUACGGAUCGUAGUGUAUCGACUUACUAGCGAUAUAACACUCUG